GUGGCUCUUCGUUUGAAUUUUGAGCUUUCAAGUUUUGAGUCCAAACUUCAAAGUUCAAACCAUUCAGCUGAUGCUCGUGGCAUUUUUGGUUUUAGAUGCGUGGAAAGCCAGUUGUCAUUGAGUGCAAGUUUGACGGAGAUCGACUUCAGCUUCACAAAGACGGGACAAAACUCUUGUACUUCUCGAGGAAUGGUAAUGACCAUCAGGAGUUUCAUCAUGGAACCAAGGAUGUUCUCAUUAAAAAUAUUAUUCCAGAAAAGUGCAUACUUGAUGGUGAGAUGUGUGUGUGGAGCACGUCUGAGAGCAAAUUUCUGCCAUUUGGAGCAAACCAAGAAGUUGCGAAGCAGCAUGUUGAGGAUCCAGAUAAGCAGUUGCCAGAAGUAGCUGCAUUGCACCCUGACCCGCAAGUGGCCGCACAUGUUCGUGUAUGUGACAAGUUGAUGCCACCCACACGUGUCCAAUCUUGCAACUUUACUGAUGUGGCAUUGAGUGUUGCUCCUGACAUGACCUUACCAGACUCCUUGAACUGCAAAUGCCGCAGGGCCUUUCCGCAUUGUUCAGAUCUUGUGGACGGCCAUGUUGUCUCUGUUGAUUACAAUAUCAUCUCAGACGAUAACCUUCGCAAGCUUUUUCAAGAAGGUUCUAAAUAUCGUUUGAACGGGGAGACUGCUGAUGUGCUCCAAGCACUGGCAAUCGGACUCGAUGAGUACAAUGCCAGUUACAAGAAUACAUUUGCUAGACACUCUCGACGUGCUUCUUUCUCGUCCCUUUCUCAGAAAUUGCACAGCUGGCGUUCUGCAAUCCUUGGGCAUUGUCAAUCCAAUGCGACUUCGCUGUUGAUGAAGCUCAUGCUUAUGCUCUUCAGCAUACCCGCAUGCAUUCGCGCUGCAGAGCCUUGAACAUGUUCAUUCGCGGGCCUUGCUCUGGCCAAUGGACAACCGAUUCAGGACCAGACAGCCUUUCCGUUUCUCAGAUUCUCCAACAUCUUCGCUUUGUUGUAGAAAACGCUUUUCUGUACACUAGAGAUGGCACUCUUCGAAAGCAAAUCAUUGGUAUUCCAAUGGGAACAAAUGCUAGCCCAGAAA
Molecule: messenger RNA, 1085 nt
Organism: Chara braunii
Lineage: Eukaryota; Viridiplantae; Streptophyta; Charophyceae; Charales; Characeae
Source: the annotation of a GenBank genome assembly